Messenger RNA from Drechmeria coniospora, 5478 nucleotides. Its product is annotated as DEAD/DEAH box helicase. Gene Ontology annotation, cellular component: intracellular anatomical structure. The record is from RefSeq and is a predicted model, not a curated record. Gene Ontology annotation, molecular function: protein binding; catalytic activity; RNA binding. Lineage: Eukaryota; Fungi; Ascomycota; Sordariomycetes; Hypocreales; Ophiocordycipitaceae. Bases 1 to 5478 code for a protein of 1825 amino acids. The transcript is spliced from 6 exons.
AUGAUGUUUCUCCUCGCAAAAGAGUUGAUUGAACAUGGGAACGGUACAGUAGAUGCACUUUUUUUGGUAGAACUAGUAGAUCGCACUGUGAGACGGGCCGUACAGGCAGCCGUAGGAUACAGUGCGAAUUUUCUCGUGUCCUCUCACACCCAAACCUGGAAUCCCUUGUCGUCUUCUCGAAUUCCUGUGAAACAAGCCAGCGCCAGCGCCAGCGCUCAAGCCAAUGAUAUGGUGAAGAAGGGGAAAGCCAAGGCCGAGCAGGUUCCGUCUGGUCCGUCUGUGCCUGCAAAGGAUGGCAGUAAGGGGAAAAAGGGCCAGAAGGCAGAGCCGCUGACCACUCCGGUGGAAAAGGCAACGGCAGUCCCUCCGAAGCCGACAGUCAAGCAGAUCAUCGGUGGCUCAUCCUGGACCGGGAAGCUUCCGGUUAACCUCCUGAGCGAAUACUGCCAGAAGCAGCGAUGGGAGAGACCCGAAUACGACACCCGGAAGACCCCCGAGGGCUUUUCGGUCUGGGUCACGCUCAGCGCCAAAGACGUCAAGACGCAGCAGAUGAUCAAGCUGGAGCCUUUCAAAAUCACACCAACUCAUAAGCAUCUCCUGCUGCGGGAUACCGCCCUCGAGGCCAAGCAUGCGGCGGCCACGUACGGUCUGUUCCGCGUCUGCAGCAUGCAAAACAAGCACAUGGUGCUUCCGCCGGAUCACAAGUCGCUCUGGAAAGAAUUUCAAGCCUUGAAGGUGCAGGACGUCAAGGAGGGAAAGACAUGGAUGUACGAUGCGGACCCAUUCAAGGCUCUGCUGGAGCGACAGGAAGCUAAAGCCGCGGCGGACAAGAAGAGAAAGGAGGCAGAAGCUGCCAAAGCCAAGGCAAAGGAGAUGCCCGGCUCGUCUGGGCUAAUGCUACUUAGCGGAAACGCCGGCGAAGGAUCAAACCCCAUGAAGGGAUGGACGACGGCACCCAAGGUGGAGAUGGGCAGGCAGACAAGAGUUCAACUCGAGGCGCUGCUGCGGCAGGGCAUCACCUGGAACCCGCACGGCAUCCGCAUGUCCCGGAGCCGGCAGGACUCCGUCGUUGCCGACCUCAGCAAGAUAGGAUUCCGAAAAAGCCACGUGGAAGAGGCGGUGGAGUACUGCAAGGACCGUGAAGAGACGCUCGAGUGGCUCUUGAUCCACGUGCCCGAGGAUGACCUUCCGCGCUGGGCUCUUCCCGAGAGCUACUCGGCCGGCAUCUCUGUCGGGUCGACAAAUUUGAGGCGAGAGGGCAUCAUCAAAUCUCUCUCCGAGCCGGGGUACUCUCUAGAACUUUGCACGCGCAUUUUCGACGACAACGACGGCGACGAGGGCAGGGCUGCCGAGGCACUCCAGAACAUCCUCGUUUCUGGAUCUGUGGCGGAUGAAGCUACCGACGACACGGAGGACUUCCUCGACCUGGGGUCUCCCGAGGAGCAAUGGGACGAGGAGGUGGGAAGCCUCGAGGCCAUGUACUGUGAAAAUUUCCGUCGCGAGAGUGAGCAGGUGAUCCAGAUACGCAUCGAGGGAGUCAAGAAUGCACAGAAUGCACAGAAUGCGCAGAAGGGCGAAGUGGAAGCAUUCCUGCAGAUUCGAAGACCGUCCAGCUACCCAAAGAACUUGCUGCUAGCCAUCAUCGCCAAGCUGCCGUCGUACAUCAAGCUGAGCAUCGUCAAGAGGGCCUUGGCCUACAUGCAGGAGUCGCUUCAGGAUGAACCGAUGAAAAUAUACCUCGUCAUGGAGUGGAUUCAGCAACACAUCAACGACAUCAUCAACAAGCCUGGAAAACUGGUGGAUAUAUCGGCCGUUUCAUCAGCCGCCUCGGAGAGUCACCCUGCGCCAUGCACGACCAGCCGACGACCGCGGAAGGCGGCUAGGUUUAUCCAAUGGAUCCCCGACCCCCAAAGCAGGGAGAGGUGGCGACGACGGCAGGAGAAUUCAUUGUUGAAAGAGAUGCUGUCGAAGCGCCAGAAGCUGCCUGCCUGGCAGAUGCGCGAGCAGAUUGUCGAGACGGUGGACCAAAACGAUGUGGCCAUCAUCAGCGGAGAGACGGGCUCCGGAAAGUCAACGCAGUCGGUGCAGUUCAUACUUGACGAUCUGUACGCCAACAGCCUCGGGUCUUGCGCCAACAUCAUCGUGACGCAACCGCGCAGGAUAUCGGCACUGGGGUUGGCGGACCGCGUGGCCGAGGAGCGGUGCUCACGGGUGGGCGAAGAGGUGGGAUAUGCCAUUCGCGGAGAGUCUCGGCAGUCGAGGGACACGAAGAUCACGUUCGUGACGACCGGUGUUCUGCUGCGACGGCUUCAGACGGCCGGCGGCCGCGUCGACGACGUCGUCGCUUCCUUGGCCGACGUCAGCCACGUGGUCAUCGACGAAGUGCACGAGAGGAGUCUCGACACCGACUUUCUGCUGAACCUGAUGCGCGAAGUGUUGAGGGCGAAAAAGGGCAUGUUGAAGCUGAUUCUCAUGUCGGCCACGCUCGAUGCCGCCACCUUCAAGAACUACUUCGCGUCCGAGGGCCUGCGCGUCGGCACCGUUGAGAUUUCCGGCCGGACGUUCCCGGUCGAGAAGUACUACCUCGACGACGUCAUUCGAAUGACGGGGUUCAACGCCGAGGCAAACGACAAGGGGUUCAUCGGGGACGAGACGAUGGGCAAGAUCAUCCAGAAGCUGGGCCACCGGAUACACUACCACCUCCUCGCCGAGGCCGUCAAGGCCAUCGACUACGAGUUGUCGUACGAAAAGAAGGCUGGCGGGAUCCUCAUUUUCCUCCCAGGCGUGGGCGAGAUUCAUCACGCCUGCCACCUGCUGCGGGCCGUCGAUUCCCUCCACGUCCUGCCUCUCCACGCAUCGCUCGAAACGCGCGAGCAGAAGAAGGUGUUUUCCAGGGCACCGGCGGGCAAGCGAAAGGUGGUGGUGGCGACCAACGUGGCGGAGACGUCCAUCACCAUCGACGACAUCGUCGCCGUCAUCGACAGCGGCAAGGUGAAGGAGACGAGCUUCGACCCGCAGACGAACAUGAGGAAGCUCGCCGAAUCGUUCGCGUCGCGAGCCGCGUGCAAGCAGAGGCAGGGCCGCGCGGGUCGCGUGCAGGAGGGCCGAUGCUACAAGCUCUACACGCAAGCGCUGGAAGCGCAGAUGGCGGAGCGACCCGAGCCCGAGAUCCGGCGGGUGCCGCUGGAGCAGCUCUGCCUCACGGUCCGGGCGAUGGGCAUGCGCGACGUCGGCCAGUUCCUGGGCCGAUCGCCGACGCCGCCGGAAGCGCUCGCGGUCGAAGGCGCCAUCAAGCUGCUGCAAAGGAUGGGUGCGCUGGACGGGGACGAGCUGACGGCCAUGGGCCAGCAGCUGGCCAUGCUGCCGGCAGAUCUGAGGUGCGGCAAGCUGAUGGUGUUCGGGUCCAUCUUCGGAUGCCUCGACGAGUGCGUGACCAUCGCCGCCAUCCUGAGCACGAAGAGCCCGUUCGUGUCGCCGCAGGAGAAGAGGGAGGAGGCGCGGGAGGCGCGCAUGAAGUUUGUCAACGGUGACGGCGACCUCAUCACCGACCUCGACGCCUUCCAGCAGUGGGACGGGAUGAUGAGAGACGGGACGCCUCAGCGGCAGGUGAGGUCGUUUUGCGACGAAAACUUCCUGUCCUUCCCGACGCUCUCGGACAUUUCGAACACUCGGUCGCAGUACUACACGGCCCUGACCGAGGCCGGCAUCGUGCUGCCGUCGCAGGCGACGAAGCACUCGGACGGCGCGGCGGGCGGCUGGAACGCGCGCCUGCUGCGGGCGCUCAUCGCCUCCGCCUUCACGCCCCAGAUCGCGCGAAUCCAGUACCCGGACAAGAAGUACGCGAGCUCGAUGUCGGGCGCGGUGGAGCUGGACCCCGAGGCGCGCCUGAUCAAGUACUUCAACCAGGAGAACGGGCGCGUGUUUGUGCACCCGAGCAGCACGCUCUUUGGCAACCAGGGGUUCUCGGGGGGCGCCGCGUACAUGUCGUACUUUAACAUCAUCUCGACGAGCAAGAUCUUCAUCCGCGACCUCACACCCUUCAACGCCUACACGCUGCUGCUGUUCGCGGGACCGACGGAGCUGGACACUCUCGGCCGCGGCCUGCUCGUCGACGGCUGGAUUCGACUUCGAGGGUGGGCUCGCAUAGGCGUCUUGGUGGCGCGGCUGCGGGGGAUGGUGGACCAUGUGAUUGCGAAGAAGGUUGAGAAUCCGGGACUCGACGUUGGCUCGGACAAGGUGAUUGAGAUGGUGAAGAAGCUGAUUGACUUGAACGGCUUGGAUGCCAUGGGAAUGAUGCAAGAAGAGCAAGAGCAGGAGGGGGGGUACACGAAGGAUACCUGGGACACGAAGGAUACCUGGGACGCGUUGGACGCUUCGUUGAUUGCCUGUCCGGACGGCCACUACAUCUCAGCUUCCACGUUGGUGGUGUUUUACGGAAUCGGGACCACCCUCGGCAUGAUGGAACGUACAGGCACGGAGUACGCAAGAAGUUGCCCUUGCCCCUCUCCUUCUUACAUCGACAGCCUCAUCCCUCUCCUUCCUGCAUCGACAGCCUCAUCCCUCUCCUUCCUACAUCGACAACGAGCCUGCAAGCAGACGACGCAUGCCGUGCUCGACAUCCGGCCCGAUCAUGAUCCCAUGGCCGAUUCGGACCCAGACGAAGCCGUGGAAAAGAAGGAGCCGAGCAAGGAGGGCCAAAGGAAGGAUCGAAAUGCCUUCACCGAGCUCAUGAAAGGUGCCUCUGCGUCGGCAGCCUCGGGAGCACCAGGAGCACCGGGAACACGUGGAGCGACAGUUUCAAGCCGCAGUGUCCACCAGUUCAAGGACCGCAUGGGCCUCGGUGCCUACCUCGGCGACCCCGGCUCGCUGCCGGCCUCGGUCGUCAUCUACCACAACGACGACUUCGUCGCCAUCCGUGACAAGUUUCCCAAGGCGACGGUGCACGCUCUGAUCCUCCCACGCUCCUCGCAGAUGUCGAUGCGGCACCCCUUCGACGCCCUCGCCGACGAAGUCUUCCUCGGCCGCGUGCGGCGGGAAGCGGUGAGGCUCGGCGCCCUCGUCGCCAGCGAGCUGCAGCGUCGCCUCGGUCCCGACAGCCGUGCCGACGAACCUCGCCAGGCCGUCCUCCGCGGCGACGCCGAACCUCCCCUGCCGCCGGGCCGCGACUGGGGGGCCGACGUCCGAUGCGGCGUCCACGCAGUGCCCAGCAUGCGUCACCUGCACGUCCACGUCCUGUCGCGCGACAUGCACUCGCCCGCACUGCGCCACCGAAACCAUUACAACUCGUUCAACACGCCCUUCUUCGUCGACCUCGCCGACUUCCCGCUGGCCGAGGACGACCCGCGUAGGGAUCCUCAGCGCAUGGCCUAUCUGCGCCGAGACCUCUGCUGCUGGCGCUGUGGGAGAAACUUUGGCAACCAGUUUAAGCGGCUGACGGAACAUCUCGAGGAAGAGUACAACGCUUGGAGGCGGGAGUGA